This is a messenger RNA of Capsaspora owczarzaki ATCC 30864, 3471 nucleotides long. RefSeq lists its product as hypothetical. The record is from RefSeq and is a predicted model, not a curated record. Bases 80 to 3331 code for a protein of 1083 amino acids. Lineage: Eukaryota; Filasterea; Ministeriida; Capsasporidae. The transcript has a single exon. Gene Ontology annotation, molecular function: diaminopimelate decarboxylase activity.
GUUUGCGCGACUGAAUCACAAAAAUGCUCCGCAAUCCUUUUUUUUCAUAGGCUUUUUGCAUUGAGUUUUGAAUGCGACGAUGAGUGCUGCCGUGACCGUGACUUCUGCUGCUGCUUCUGCCUCAACAUCUUCUGCUGCUGCUGCUGCCAAUGCUCAUCAGUGGUCGUCCGUCGUGCUCCUUGCCAAGCCAGACCGCGGCUGGUCGCAGGCUCAGUGGGGCGCCUUUGCCACGCGCGUCCACUCGCUCACCUCGCUGACCGCGCUCACCUCGCCCGCCGGACGCGCAGUCCCGGCCGCCACUCACAACGCUGGCUCGCUUGCUUCUGGCGAGUCAGUCGCCGCCGCCGCCCUCGUCGUCGUGCAAUUGGACGCCAGUCUGCUCGCCAACGUCCACGCGGUCGUCCAGUCCGCCACCACACUCAGCCCCAGGCCAGCCCUGCCAACUGUGAAUGCUAAUGCCAGCACGAGUACCAGUACCGCUGCUGCUACGGCUUCCGUCCCCAAGCAGGGGUCUGGCGGUGACUUGGACGCUCACCUUGCCGCUCUCCAAGCUGCACUCUGCGCUCUGAUGCCGACCAGCGCAACCCCAAGCUCAACCCCAUCCAGCAGCAGCAGCAGCAGCAGCAGCAGCAGCAGCAGCAGCAGCAGCAGCAUCCAGGACGAGCUGGACGCCAUUGCACGCAUCGCUCAAGGCGCGAGGCUGCUGGGCGACCUCCCAAUCUCAACCCAGGCCGCCGUGUUUGACGGGAUUGUGCGCCAGGCAGCCAUCGCAGCCAGCAAGGCAGUCGCUGCGCAUCUCAAGCAGUCACAGCCCCAGGGCGCGCAGUCGGCUCGAUGCUACGCGCCAGGCGAACUUGUCGGCUCGCUGCCCAAGACCCCAGCCGGCCACCCGACGAUCGCCGUUUCGCGCGCCGUUACCGAUGCCAUUCUGUUGUCCACAGUCACAGCCACACACACAUCUGCAGCAGGAACUGCCAGCGGCAUCCACAUCUUCCCGCUCAUCCACGCGACAUCUGCCUACCAAUCAAGCGCCUUGACAGCCGCCACAGACCUGCACGUCCUCUCUGGCGACGAUCUGGCAUGCUACCUGGCGGCGUGUCUGUGCAACAACAAACGCGUCGAGCUGUGGGGCGACCACGACGGCUUGUUUACCGUUUCCCAGCCUGCGCUCUUGCCCGCUGCGCGGUUGCUGCGCUUUGUCGAGUAUUCCGAGGCGAAGGAAAUCUGCACGGCGCAACAGUACGUGUGCAGCCCGGCCUGCAUUGAUCUGCUCAUGGUCCACAACGUGCCCCUUUACAUUUUCAACAUUGCGUCCGUGCUCGAGUCGGCCAAACCGCUUGCCGCGUUGCCCGGUACGAUUGUCGGCCAGGCGUCGUCGCACGCCCAUCCCCGACUUCUCGACCCAAAUCACGUCGAAGCGGCCAUUCCGUCGUCAUCAUCGCCAACAUCGCGAGGCAGCACCAGCUCCUUGGAUUUGGUCAUGAGCCAGCACGCGUCAAGGAGCGCGUCGAUUGUCAAGACUGUUUCCGUCCAGCACAACAUUACUCUGAUUUCGAUGGAGACCAUCGACAUGUGGCGCGCCGCUGGCUUUCUCUCGCGCAUCUUUGCUUGCUUUGAACGAUGCGGCAUCAGCAUUGACUUGAUUUCCACCUCGGAAACCAACGUGACUGUUUCGCUGGAGCCGGUGGCGGACGUUGAAUCGACGCGCGUGGCCAACGUCAUGCGCGAGCUCAGCCGCCACUGCACCGUCACCUCCAUCUCGCCUUGCGCCAUGUUCACUCUGGUGGGCCACAACGUAGGCAACAGUCUGCAACGGCUGGGUCUGGCUGCGCUCCAAGGCCGCAAAGUCCACGUCAUUUCCAAGUCGGCCAACGACGUCAACCUGUCCUUUGUCGUCGACGAGCUGGAUUGCGAGACCAUCGAGACUGCCUUGUUUGAGCACCUGAUUCUGGCUGAAGUGAAUGCCAGCGCGGCUGGGUUCAUGUUUGGUCCUUCCUACUCUGAAUUGCGGGCUGUCAACGGCGAUUUGGCCAAGGCCCUAUGUCCCGAGGAUGCCGCCGACUCGCACAGCGCCGAGACAACACUCGCAACGCUCGCCUCCAAGGAUGCUGCCUCCAAAGACUCGGGCAAGCUGGCCCAUCCUGCCCAGCCGCAAUGGUGGAUGAAUUGCAUUCCAGAGCUCAUUUCAGUCACUCCCCCCAGCGAGCCUCUUUACGUUUAUGCAGAAUCUGCCAUCCGACGAUCGGCGUCAGAGCUGUCGCAGCUCACUGCUCUCUCGCGCCUGUUCUACGCCAUGAAGGCCAACAGCAACCGCCAGGUGCUUGACCUUGUGGCGUCGCUGGGCCUGGGCCUCGAGUGCGUUUCGCUCGGCGAAGUCGAGCUGGCACGCGAGGUUUUGAGCUCGCUCGGCCCCGCUGCCGCCGCCAAUGGCACGGCGGCCCCCAUCUUCUUUACGCCCAACUUUGUCCAACGCAGCGAGUACGAGGGUGCUCUGGCCUUUUCGAACGUGCUCGUCAACGUGGACAGCAUGUACCCGCUCCGUCAGUGGACGUCGACCUUUGCUGGCCAGUCCAUCAUGCUGCGCAUUGAUCCGGGCGUGGGUGCCGGUCACCACGACCACGUCAAGACUGGAGGCGCGGCAUCCAAGUUUGGCAUUUCCUCGGCCGAUCUGGCAGAGUGCGCCGCACUGUGCGCCGAGCACCGCAUCAACGUCGUCGGUCUCCACGCGCAUGCUGGCAGCGGCAUUCUCGAUCCCCACCAGUGGGUGCUGCAUGCCGAGCUGCUGGCGUCGCACGCCAUGCGCCACUUCCCGCGAGCCACCAUCCUCAAUCUGGGAGGCGGCGUCGGCGUCAAUCCGCAGUGCCCUCAAUCGGACGCAUUCAACUUUGCGCAGCUCAACUCGCUACUGACGGCCUUCUCGGAAAAGCAUCCCCAGUUCAAGCUGUGGAUGGAGCCUGGUCGCUUUGUCGUCGCUCCGUCGGGCGUUCUGCUCGCGCGCGUGUCGCAGGUCAAGAGCAAGUCUGGCGUCACGUUUGUCGGAUUGAACGCAGGAAUGCACAACUUGAUCCGUCCCGCGCUCUACUCUGCCUACCACGGCAUUCACAACAUUUCUCGCUUUGGCAUGGACGGCGAUCGCGACACAAUGUCGUGCGUGGUGGUCGGCCCCAUCUGCGAGAGCGGCGAUGUUCUUGGCCGCGACCGCGUCUUGCCUGCCUCCACCAGCGAGGACGACGUGAUUUUGAUUGAGUGCGUUGGUGCCUACGGUCGCAGCAUGGCCAGCACGUACAACUUGCGGCCUGUGGCCUCCGAGAUUUUGGCGCGCAUGUUCUAGACGAGUAGAGUUUGUGUGAAUGCGUUUUCAUCGAUUGAGUGUUUCUUGUUGGAUGCUAAUAGUUGAAUUGAUUGUGCGUUUUGAAUGCUGUUUUGUUUUUUUUUCGGCAACGUGGAUUAGAAAGUUGUCCUCAAAAGCGC